Hansenula anomala is the source of this 2277-nucleotide messenger RNA. It is a transcript of the gene PMT6, whose product is annotated as dolichyl-phosphate-mannose-protein mannosyltransferase PMT6. Bases 1 to 2277 code for a protein of 758 amino acids. The record is from RefSeq and is a predicted model, not a curated record. Lineage: Eukaryota; Fungi; Ascomycota; Saccharomycetes; Phaffomycetales; Wickerhamomycetaceae. Gene Ontology annotation, cellular component: endoplasmic reticulum; membrane. The transcript has a single exon. Gene Ontology annotation, biological process: protein O-linked glycosylation via mannose. Gene Ontology annotation, molecular function: dolichyl-phosphate-mannose-protein mannosyltransferase activity.
AUGUCUAGUAAGGUCACAGGCUCUUCCAAAAAUGAGUCUGAAGUGAGAGCCAGAAAAGUGGUUAUUGAUGAAGUCACAAACGAUGAAAUCGUCACUGAUCAAAUUGAGACUGAUGAAAUUAUUCAAGACAGUGAUGAAAAAAAGUCACGAUCAACCAAAUGUUCACAGCUUUGUCAAAAACUCCUUAAAAUUGAAAGCGUGCUGGGUCCUCUUUUAUUCACAUUACUCGCGCUAUAUGUUCGAUUUUAUAAAAUUGGAAUAGCAGAUAAAGUUGUCUGGGAUGAAGCACAUUUUGGUAAAUUUGGUUCAUACUAUAUCAAACAUGAAUUUUAUCAUGAUGUUCACCCUCCAUUAGGUAAAAUGCUUAUUGGUCUUAGUGAAUGGAUCGCAGGUUUCGAUGGUGACUUCGAGUUCAAAUCAGGUACCAAAUAUCCAGAAAAUCUGGAUUAUAAGACCAUGAGAUAUUUCAAUGCUCUAUUCAGUGCUGCAUGCGUUCCAGUGACUUACUUUGCAGCUAAAACUUUGGAUCUAAGCUUAAUAACAGUCUAUUUCAUAGCAUUGAUGGUCACUUUAGAGGCUUCAUAUAUUGCACUAGGUAAAUUCAUCUUGCUAGAUUCCAUGCUUUUGUUUUUCACCAUUACAACUUUCUUUGCAUUCGCAAAGAUGCACUCAUUAAGAAGGGCAGGACAAGAGUUUACAAAAAGUUGGUACGGCUGGAUGGUGUUCUCAGGUUUAUCUAUUGGGGCAGUAUGUUCAGUGAAAUGGGUUGGUUUGUUCAUCACAAUUUUAGUUGGUCUUUACACAAUCCAAGAUUUAUUUGAGAAACUAUUUGAAAAAGAUUUUGAAAUAAAAAAAUACGCUAAACAUUGGAGUGUUAGAAUUGCAACAUUGAUAUUCAUCCCAUUCUUAGUCUAUCUCAUUUCUUUCAAGGUUCAUUUCCACUUAUUGUCCAAAUCAGGUACAGGUGAUGCUUCAACAUCUUCUUUAUUUCAAGCAAAUUUGGAAAAUAACAACAUUAAAAAGAGUCCAAGAGACAUUGUAUAUGGCUCUGAAGUAACCAUUAGAUCUCAUGGUAUGAGUCCAAACUUGCUUCACUCACAUGUUCAAAUUUAUCCAGAAGGGUCCAAUCAGCAACAAAUUACUGCUUAUGGUCAUUCAGAUGGUAACAAUAACUGGGUCUUCAAAUAUUCUAGACGCUCUGGUCAAACAUUGGAUGAAAAUGAUGAUACUCUUGUCAAUGUCAAAGAUGGAGAUAUUAUUAGAUUAGUUCAUAAAUUUACUGGUGUCAACUUACAUUCACAUACCAUCCCUGCCCAUGUUACAAAGAAGCAUUGGGAAGUUGGUGGUUAUGGUAAUGAGCAAGUUGGUGAUUCCAAGGAUGACUGGGUUGUGGAGAUUGUGGAACAAUUACACUCAGCCAAUAAAUCAUAUCCAAAAGAAGAUGGAUCCAUUCUACAUCCAUUAUCAACAAAUUUCAGAUUGAGACACGCUGAUUUGGGCUGUUAUUUAGCAACCACUGGUGCUUCAUACCCAACUUGGGGGUUCAAACAAAGUGAAAUUGUCUGCAAGAACUCAUGGUCAAAAUAUGAUAAAUCCACCUGGUGGAAUGUUGAAGAUCAUAUGAAUGGUAAACUGACAAUUGAUGAAAAUUAUGUUGCUCCAAAAUCAAACUUCUGGUCAGAUUUUAUGUUGAUAAAUGUUGCUAUGGCCUCUUCAAAUAAUGCAUUGGUCCCUGAUGAGGAUAAAUUUGAUGCACUUGCCUCAAAAGCAUGGGAAUGGCCAACUCUACAUGUUGGUUUAAGAAUGUGUGGCUGGGGUCCAAGAGAUGCUAGAUAUUUCUUGAUUGGUAAUCCAUUCAACACAUGGUUAUCAUCAGUAUCUCUUAUAGUGUUUAUUUAUUUGAUUCUCCAUUCCGUUAUCAAAUAUCAACGUCAAACUUUGGAGUGGACCGAAGAUGAAUACUGGAGAUUCAUUGUUGCUGGUGUUUACCCUUUGAUUGGUUGGUUCUUACAUUAUAUGCCAUUUGUGAUAAUGGGGAGAGUUACAUAUGUUCAUCAUUAUGUUCCGGCUUUAUAUUUCGCCAUUUUUGUUUUGGGAUACUUGGUUGAAUUCUUUAUUGGAAAAACUAAACCAAUCAUCAAAUACCCAAUUUAUGCCAUCUUGUUUGGUGUUUUGAUUUUCACCUAUUUCUUCUUUGCGCCAUUUUAUCACGGUAUGGUUGGUAGCAACAAAGAUUAUGAGUAUUUGCAACUGUUUUCUUCGUGGAGAGUUGUUUGA